AUGACCCAAGGAUGGGGGGAAUGCCUCCAAAGACGGGGACUACUGCGGUGGUUUUCGACAUUCACGGUGCCCCUGUAUAGGGGUACGGAACUCAUCGUUAUCCCAGGUUUCUUGCCCCCCCCAGAUUUUGUCGGUAUGUCGGACACCCCUGAGGGACUGCAACUGCAAAUUGACGCGGCGAAGAAGUUUACUGAUAAGUGGAGAUUGUCUGCCAACGUUAAGAAGAGUGCCGUCAUGGUAUGCAACGAGAACAAGGAGGAACCAGUAGAACAUAGAUGGAAGUGGGGGAUCGAGGAGAUUGCAGUAGUGGACCAGUACACAUACCUCGGAGUAGAGAUCGCAAAAGACUGCUCGUGGAAUGCACACAUGUCCAAGGAAGAGGAAAAGGGCAAAGCACGAGCAGGGCAGCUGCACCCAAUACUCGCAAACCGGCACCUCGAUACACGCAUCAAAUUGACGGUUUUGAAGAGCGUAAUCGUACCGCCGCUAGAGUACGCCGGAGAAGUAUGGGAAGGAAAUAAGAAGGUAGUGAAAGAACUCGAGGCGGCGCAGAUGAAAGCAGCGAAAAUCAUCCUAGGAUGCUCCAAGCGCACAAGUAUUGCAGUCGUCAGGUCGGAAUUGGGGAUCCAAUCCCUACGGUCGGGAAGAGACGCAAGGAAGCUG
Molecule: messenger RNA, 663 nt
Organism: Ectocarpus sp. CCAP 1310/34
Lineage: Eukaryota; Phaeophyceae; Ectocarpales; Ectocarpaceae
Source: the annotation of a GenBank genome assembly